GCAGCGGAAGUGGAGCGCUUGAGUGUAAACAGACCGUCGAGCAGCGCAUGAUGGGCUCAACCGGAGCGAAAUGCGCGCUUCUAGCCGCUCUUUGCGGUGUGUGUCAGGCGCUGCAGGGCGGCAUGCUGUUUCCCACAGAGUCUCCCUCCAGAGAAGUGAAGGACGUGAGCGGCCUGUGGAGCUUCCGAGCGGAUCUCUCUCCGGAGCGGAACCGCGGCUUUGAGCAGCAGUGGUACCGGAGUCCGCUGGCGGAGACGGGGCCUGUUAUUGACAUGCCGGUGCCAUCCAGCUACAAUGACAUCACACAAGACGCCAAAAUCCGGGAUUUCAUUGGCUGGGUGUGGUAUGAGAAGGACGUAUGGGUGCCGGCGCGCUGGAUCCAGGACCGGGGAGCGCGGAUCGUGCUCCGAGUGGGAAGCGCUCACUAUUACUCAGUGCUUUGGGUGAACGGGGUCGAGAUGACCGAGCACGAGGGCGGUCAUCUCCCGUUUGAGGCGGACAUCAGCGGCGCGCUGCGGCAGACGAGCGGGAAUCCGUGUCGAAUCACCAUCGCUGUGAACAACACUUUGACUCUAGAGACGCUUCCACCGGGAACCAUCCAGUACAUGAACGAUCGCAGCAGAUACCCUGCUGGCUACUUCGUUCAGAACACUAACUUUGAUUUCUUCAACUACGCUGGAAUACACCGGCCGGUCCUGCUGUACACCACACCGAAGGCGCACAUUGAUGACAUCUCAGUGGAGACGGCGUUCUCUGAUAACAUCGGGCUGGUCAGUUUUAACGUGUCCGUGUUGGGCUGCUCUAAAGCCGCUGUGAAAGUCACGCUCUCGGCUCAAGACGGCAGAUGUGUGGCUUCGGCCGACGGCUCCAGAGGAGUGCUCAAAGUCACAGACGUCAGCCUCUGGUGGCCGUAUCUGAUGCACGAAAACCCAGCUUACCUUUACUCCAUGGAGGUUCAGGCGACAGCAGAGGACGGACAGACGGAUGUCUACACUCUUCCUGUGGGAAUUCGCACCGUUAAAGUCACCAGCACACAGUUUCUCAUCAACAACAAGCCGUUUUACUUCCACGGGGUCAACAAACACGAGGACGCAGACAUCCGAGGGAAAGGCUUCGACUGGCCUCUGGUGGUGAAGGACUUUAACCUGAUGAAGUGGAUGGGAGUGAACUCGUUCCGCACCAGUCACUAUCCCUACGCCGAGGAGAUCUUGCAGAUGGCUGACCGGCACGGCAUCGUCAUCAUAGACGAGUGUCCUGGAGUGGGAAUCAAAGACAUACGCAGUUUCGGGAAUGUUUCUCUGGCUCAUCACCUGACGGUCAUGGAGGAGCUGGUCAGGCGUGAUAAGAACCAUCCGUCUGUGGUCAUGUGGUCUGUGGCCAAUGAGCCGGCCUCAGAAAUGCCGCCCGCUGGAUUCUACUUCAAGGAACUGGUGUCUCAUACGAAAUCUCUGGAUUCCUCCCGGCCCGUCACGUACAUCACAGACAGCAACUAUGCCAGAGAUCAAGGGGCGCAGUAUGUGGACGUUAUCUGUGUGAACAGCUAUUUGUCGUGGUAUCAUGACCCGGGUCACACAGAGCUCAUCAGUCUUCAGCUCAACACUCAGUUUGAUGACUGGUACGACAAAUACCAGAAACCCAUCAUCCAGAGCGAGUACGGAGCGGACGCCGUGCCCGGCCUACACAGCGAUCCACCCAUGAUGUUCACAGAGGAGUAUCAGACGACGGUCCUGCAGAACUACCACAACGUGUUCGACCAGAAGAGGAAGGAGUUCGUGAUUGGAGAGCUGAUCUGGAACUUCGCCGACUUCAUGACGGCUCAAACCAUCACUCGAGUGGUUGGGAAUAAGAAGGGAAUCUUCACUCGGCAGCGUCAGCCCAAAGCCGGAGCGCUUCUGCUGCGAGAGCGAUACUGGAGGAUCGCCAAUGAGACGGGUGUGCUGCCCACCUGGGCCAGGUAUCCCUGCCAGUGAGCCGGAUUAGCUGCUUCCUGUUCAGGAAAACCAGGUGAAAAUGGACUGUUUAUCAAGUGCCUUAUAUGUGCCCCACUGACAAUCACACCUGUGGGGAAAACACACAGAUCUGUUCUUAAAGGUGUGAUUGUGUGAUGAAUCCAUAUGCUGUUUGUUCUUUGUAAAGACACUUUAUUGUUUUUAUUUCAAAAGUCCUGAAUCGCAACAACACUAUUAAACUGGAACAGGCAUAUUUUUUCCUAAAUGUGCCUUUUUUCAGCCUCUGGGAUUCAUAUUGUGAACGUUUGCAAUGAUAUAUUUUUUUGAUAAUGAGUUAAUCUCAUGAAACCUGCCAUGAACAUGUCCAGGUCACA
Messenger RNA from Sinocyclocheilus rhinocerous, 2323 nucleotides. Its product is annotated as beta-glucuronidase-like. Gene Ontology annotation, molecular function: carbohydrate binding; beta-glucuronidase activity. The transcript has 12 exons. The coding region runs from base 48 to 1970 and encodes 640 amino acids. The record is from RefSeq and is a predicted model, not a curated record. NCBI's taxonomy places the organism in Eukaryota, Metazoa, Chordata, Actinopteri, Cypriniformes, Cyprinidae. Gene Ontology annotation, biological process: carbohydrate metabolic process.